UUCAAAUUACCAAAGAGCAAUUUGUGAUUUGGCGGGGCUCAAGUUCAAUGAGUCAUGUAGAGAGGCAUUUUGUUUAUUUGGAUAUUCUAACUCUAAUUUAUAUGUCCAAGCACAGAAUACAAUAAUGCUGUAUUCUGUGGUAUAAGCUAUUAAUAAUCACUCGCUUACAGUACAACCACAUCUCAGAAUUUGCCACAAACGCCGACUUCCACGAUCACGAUACGUGAGUUGGAAAAAAAUUAGCUCUAAAACAGCUUAGACUCCGACCAUAUGAGAAAAUGCCUUCUUACAUUGGUGCAAAGCUUUAUAAUAACCUACCAAUCGAGCUGCAGUCCGUAGCUAAUACAAAAAUUGAAAAAAAAGAAAAAAUUAGAAAAUUUUCUUGCUUCAAAAGCUUAUAAUAGUAUAACUGAUUUCUGUGAUACAAGAUGGAGGCAUAUUUUUAUUCAUAAAUUAUCCUAUUACCUGCACUAUUUUUAAGACAAUGCUGUAGUGUACAGUACCUGCUUCCUCUGUAUUUAUUACAUGUUUUUAUGACGAUAUUCAACUGUUUGUUUUCUUUUAAAAUGAUGUGUUGAAUAAAUAUAUUAUAUUAUCUCAAGUAUAACAACAAUUGAUCUCUUCUUAUAGUUACCAAUGUCAAUAUUGCAGAUGGCUACAGUUGCAGUUGAUAGCAGCCAAGAACCAGCACCAGAGUGCAGCACUGCAAGCUCUUCAGCCAAUGAUGAUUCCAGCCAACAACAUCUAAUCCCUGGCUACAAUCUAAUAUUCAUCAAAGAGGAAGAAUAUGUUGAGCAAGAGGCAGAAGGAAGUUCAGUGGAGUAUGAACCGGAGAUGUGGCCUUCAAACUGCAGCACAUCUGGAACUGUCAAUGCAACAGAAGUGGGCGGAAUGAAUCAAUCAAAUGUUUCAAUCUCUCCACUAGAAAGAUGUACUGAGCAAUCUGCGGCUGGGAAAAAGAUGAAGCUCUACAGCUGUGCUGACUGCAACUACAAAGCCCCCGGGUUUCAAACUUUCAGGAGGCACAUUAAAAAACACACUGGAGAAACUCUUUUCAGCUGCGAGUAUUGUGACUAUAAAUGUGCUCAAUCAAGUAAUUUGAAAUCACAUAUCAGAACACAUACUGGAGAAACACCUUUUAGCUGCGAGUAUUGUGGCUAUAAAUGUGCUCAAUCAAGUACUUUGAAAUCACAUAUUAUCAGUAAACAUACAGGAGAAACACCUUUUAGCUGCGAGUAUUGUGACUAUAAAUGUGCUCAAUCAAGUAAUUUGAAAUUACAUAUCAGAAAACAUACUGGCGAAACACCUUUUAGUUGUGAGUAUUGUGACUAUAAAUGUGCUCAAUCAAGUAACUUGAAAUUACACAUCAGAACACAUACAGGAGAAACACCUUUCAGCUGCAAGUUUUGUGACUAUAAAUGUGCUCAUUCCAGUCAUUUGAAGAGACAUAUCAGAACACAUACAGGCGAAACACCUUUUAGCUGCGAGUAUUGUGACUAUAAAUGUGCUCUAUCAAGUACUUUGAAGAGACAUAUCAGAACACAUACUGGAGAAAGACCUUUUAGCUGCGAGUAUUGUGACUAUAAAUGUGCGCGUUCAUGUAAUUUGAAAUUACAUAUCAGAACGCAUAAAGCAGAAACAAAUGCCAGCUGAAAUUUUGAGACUUCACAUGCACUUAUUCAAAUUCAUGUAAUUGUGUUUGGUAAUAGGUAAAGUUUGUUCUGCUGCUGAAGUUCACCAAUAAACGCUGAUUUCCUGCUGAGACAACUAAGGCAUUGUACCCUUCAGUCGGCUAGUGUUACCGCGGGUUCAAAUCCCGAUGGUAGGCAUAGUCGUUUGAUUAUCUGAUCAAAUCACCCUCGAAAUUAACAUUACCCACGCACAAGCUGAAAGCUCAUGUGGACAUCAUCCGCAAUAAAAUAACAAAAUUAUCAAGUCAUUUGAUAAAUAGUUUGAAUUUAUCAGUCUGAUAUCUAACGUCUGAUAUCUGACGUCUUAUCAGUCUGAUAUCUCAAUAUCUAACGUAGAUAUUGCUUGCUGUAUAGCUUAUGUAUUUCUUUGUUAUUUUUCUUGCAUGUGAAUUUCUUCUAUUAUUAUUCCUUUUCAACUAAUUUUGAAUUGAAUAUUAUAAUUUCCCCCAUAAUAUGAGGAAGAGAGAAAGUGAGUACUUCUUGAAAACAGUUUAUUCUUAGGAGGUAGAUCUCUGUAAAGUUUUAUGUAUUUUAUCUUUUUCAUUUUUCUAUUUACCUUGCUCAAUUAUUAAAUUAUUUGAUUGAAGUAAACUUUAUCUGACAACUGCUUCAUGCAAUAGAAAUAAAAUUUCAUGUUCUGGUAAUUCAGGAAAAUUAGCCUUGAUGUACUGUGCAAUAUAUAUAGAAUAGAAUGACUACCUUUAUUUUUCCUAGAGAGCGAAGUUAGGGCAUAGUCGGCCCUCUCUUACACUCAAUUACAUAAUUAUUAUAUAGACUUUUUUCGAUGGAUAUUAUAGAAAGAAUUUUUCUCGACGGUUCUAUAUGAAUUUUGGGGCGCUGAAUUCGAAUCCGAAAUUUGCUGACACGCCAGAGGGCGGCUUCACCCCCAAAACCCCCAAAAUUUCGGACUUUUUUCGAAUUUCUCAUUCAAUCUCUAAAACCUUGAGUUUCUCAAGAAAAAUCAUUCUUGACAAAAUUGAAGAAAAUAGAAUUUCCAAUAAAUUGAGUAGUCGUGCAGGAGGACUCUACCGUGUUUCGUUCCGGACCUACGAAUUUUCAAAAAGGGGUAUUUUUUAAGGGUUUUUCAGAAUUAUGCUAACUCACCACUUUCACCCUAUACAACUUGGAUAUUUCACUAGUAUUGAUGAAAAACCACACAUCACGUGAAAGAGCAAUUAAUUCUGAACAGGAUUACUUAGAAAUUUUCAAAUUUAGUAGAGGAGGAGGGGGGACACCCAAAAGUAGAAAACAAAUCAUUCAGUAAAAAUACAAUUUUUUAUUAUAAUACCUUUUCAAGGCCUUCCUAACAGAAAAAACCCAUAUUUCGGCUGAAAUCAUCAGAAGAGGGUUAUUUUCUAUGAGAAUCACCCGUUAGAUACACUUAAUUCCUUUAACAGUUUUGAUCCUUGACGUAUCCUUAUGGGUGCCCCCCCACCCGGAAAUAAUGGAAUUAAGUGUAUCUAACGGGUGAUUCUCAUAGAAAAUAACCCUCUUCUGAUGAUUUCAGCCGAAAUAUGUUUUUUUUUUUGCUUUCGGCCCAAUCACUCCACAAUAGAUACAGUUAAGAAGGUUGUUGAUUUGGUACUGGAUGGUUUCGAACAAAAGCUUACUAUAGGGUCUGUCAUGGUAGAUUUGAGUAUAGCUUUUGAGUGUUUCACACUCCAUUCUAUGUACAGUCGACUCUCGAUAAUUUUAAAGGGACCUCAAAAAAGUUCAAUUUAAUGAGAGUUCAAAUAAACAAGAGGGAUGCUGGGAAAAAUUCAAAUAAACAAGAGUUGAUUGAAUCUUCACCUGCAAAAUUUUAUUUAGCAUACAGAAUGCUAUCAGUGUACAUUACACAAAUUAACAGAAGAUCAAGUUCCUAGUUUUCAAAUUUAUUAAAAAUGUGCUCAUGUUUAUUUUCAAGGACAUUUUCAAAUUAUUGCAAAACGUCUGUAAUUUACUUUUGAUUUAAUAACUCGCAUUUAUCUUUGUCCAAUGAAUGUUCUAUUAUUGUCAUAGCUGAGAAGAGGGUAUCACUUGUGUUCAUUGUGAAAGCGUAGGGUACAGAGAGCUGACCUCGUCUGGAUUAGUGUCACCGGAGCUGAUGAUUGUUCCUCCUGUUCUUCUCUUUCUGCAUCACAAUCGUCAUCUUGGGAUUGAAAGUUCAUGAUUUCUGCAUCGGUUAGCGCAACAUAAGACAUCAAUAUCAUCAUCUACUCGAACAUAAUCUUGAAAGGUUAACUGCUCACAGUCUGGUAAAAUUUCCCAUCUAGAGUCAGAAUUUUCAACAAUUGGUGCAUCACUUUCAAUUAACCUGAAUCAACACUUUCUGAAACAGUUUUUAAUGGUGAUGGGGCUCACAUUUUGCCAAGCCUUAUGAAUUGUAAGAAUUGCAGUUAAAACUGUAAUAUUCACUUUCUCUCCUUUUCUCAGUGCUUUCCAUUGUCAUCGAAACAAUUUCCCUGCGAUACAGAAUUUUAAAAUCUUGAAUGAUGCCUUGAUCCAAUGGUUGUAGUUUUGAUGUCUGGUAGAAAAAAUCAGCCUCACAUGAUUCAAUUGAGGUGGGUUGUUAUGUACAGUACAAUUAUUGUCAAGAAACAGUAGAAUUUUGUGAUUUUAUUCCAUCGUUAAUAGAAAUCAGCCAUUCAAUGAAUAACUCUGUCGUCAUCCAUGCUUUUCUAUUCGACCAGUAAAUAGUGGGAAGGGAUUUUAUUCCCUUGAAACAACGCGGUUUUGCAGACUUGCCAAUGACAAGUGGCUUCAACUUUUGAGAACCGUCCAUGUUACAUGCUAAAAGCACUGUAAUUCGGUUAUUUCAAGUAACAGCCUUGAAACUGAACGAAAUAUGUUCGAAGAGUUACUUGAAAAUUCAGAGAAUGAAAGAAUUAUGAUUUUGAAAAAUG
Nilaparvata lugens (brown planthopper) is the source of this 4576-nucleotide messenger RNA. Its product is annotated as zinc finger protein 239-like. The coding region runs from base 637 to 1653 and encodes 338 amino acids. The record is from RefSeq and is a predicted model, not a curated record. Lineage: Eukaryota; Metazoa; Arthropoda; Insecta; Hemiptera; Delphacidae. Gene Ontology annotation, molecular function: DNA-binding transcription factor activity; RNA polymerase II cis-regulatory region sequence-specific DNA binding. The transcript is spliced from 2 exons. Gene Ontology annotation, biological process: regulation of transcription by RNA polymerase II.